Messenger RNA from Lasiodiplodia theobromae, 1767 nucleotides. Its product is annotated as Protein kinase-like. The record is from RefSeq and is a predicted model, not a curated record. Lineage: Eukaryota; Fungi; Ascomycota; Dothideomycetes; Botryosphaeriales; Botryosphaeriaceae. The transcript is spliced from 2 exons. The coding region runs from base 1 to 1767 and encodes 588 amino acids.
AUGUCGACCACUUCACCGCCAACACCACCGCCAUCUUGCACCACCCCGCAGCCGCCCACCCCUGCCGCGCGGGCAGAUGACUCGCUAGGCUCGACUGUCACGAGACCGUAUGGCAGCAGCAACAACAGCAGUAUCAAUAGAAGCGAUGAUGGCAGAAACAGUCCAUCACAAGAAACGAACAAGCCACCACUCCUAUAUGAGGACUCCUAUGGGGAAUCCAGCCAUAAUGCGCGCGCUUCUUCCUGGCCGUCCCCGCCUCCCCCCUCUUUGAUCGCAACCACCCCUCCCCAAACACCACAAACCAGCAACAAUGCAGCCGACAACGACGACUUCUUCGCCCGCAACAAGCUGUCCAAGCUCGACAAGCUCAUGUGCGACGACAUCGCGCAGAGCCUGCUGGCCGCGCAGGGCUACGAGCGGUCUUCUCCUCCCCGCUACGCGUGGCAGGGGUGGUGCAGUUAUUCGGUCCUGCUCACGCAGACCAAAAACGACACCACUGACCGAAAUGGCAGCGGAAAGCGAGCGACGGACAUCCUCCUCCAAUUCCGUCCCCCCCGCCACGCCGUCGAUUCGAAGGUGCUGGCGCUCGCCCGCGCUGUUUAUGGCGAUGAGCGCGUGCCGCGGUUGGUGUAUGCGGCGGACGUGCUGCUUUGGCCGCGCGCGGUGCCGCCGGCGAGGGAGCUGUUUUUCUCCUCCGCGGCGAAGGGGAGGGAGGGGAGGAGGGAGGAGGUCAUGGCGAUGGAUCGGUUGUGUGUGACGGCGACGACGUUGUUGCCUGGGGUGCCGUAUGCGGUUGUGCAGCCGGGAAGGUCGGGGUGGAGGAGGGGGAGGGGGGCGGGGGAACGGGGGAGGGGAAAGAAGGCGGUUUUGACAAGGGAGGAGUUGGGGUGGCAGAGGGAGGUGGUGAGGGGCUUUGCGGGGUUCGUGGCGAGGGGGUGGAGGGGGGGUGGUGGUGCUGAUGGGGUGGUUCAUGGGUUCGAGGAGCAUGCUUCCUCGCAGCAGACGCCGGUGUCAGUCUCUUCGCUCAUGAAGGCGAGUGGCGGGGGCUCGUCCCUGUGCGACCGCAUCCCGGCGAAGCUCGCGCAGCUCUGUGAGCAGCUCCCGACGCUCGCGCUGAGGGAGAGGGCGGAGGGCGUGCGGAAGAACAAUCCUCGCCUUCCCAUGCUCCCUCUCACCCUCAACCACGGCGACCUCGUCCCGGGAAACAUCCUCGUCGACCGCGCGACGGGCCAGCUAACGGGCGUCGUCGACUGGGCCGAGGCCGAGGUCGGCUGGUGGGGGUUGCCGCUGUACGGCGUCGAGUUCUUGCUGGGGUUCGUGGAGAGCCGUCGCCACCGUCGAUCACCGGGGAGAGAGGAGAAGAACGACAUGGAAGAGGAGGCUGGGGAUGCUGGUGAUACACCUGGCGUGGCCUGGGGCGCAGAAGCGAAAGGUGGUGGCGGUGGCGGCACAUCGGGCGGGUCGGAAGGGACGACGAGGGCGUUUGAGUGGACGUACUAUGCGCAGGCGGAGGAGCUGCGGGGGCUGUUUUGGGAAGAGGUGGAGAGGGAGAUUGGCGGGGUGUUCGGAGAGCUGGAAGUGCGGCGGGCGGUGGAGGUGGUGAGGGAUGUGGGCGUGUUGUUGUGGUUCGGGUUCGCGUGGGAUGAUGGGAAGGUGGAUCGGGUGGUUGAUGAGGUGGAUGAUCCAAGGGAGGUUUUGUUGUUGGAGACGUUUUUGGGCGUGGGUGCGUAUGGGGGGAUAGCUGAGUGGGAGAAGGCAAGGCUGUAG